AUGUCAGAGUUAUCAGAGGCUGAAAAGCGCAGAAUCCUGCGUGAAAGAAGACAAAAGAAGUUUAGUAAUGGGGGCGCGUCUUCAAGAUUGAACCAGAUUACUGGUCAAACAGAAAAGAGUUUUUUGUCUACAGAAUCACCACUCGACUCCAGAAGCUCCACCCCCUCCACUCCCACUCCAGCUCCCACCAAUAAUGAGCAGUCAACAAAGCAGAUGGAGGAACUACUUGCUAGCAUAUCAGCACCAUCCUCAGCUUCUAAAGGGAAUAAACCUAAAUCUGAGGGUUCCUCCAAUCCACAAAUGGAUUUGUUUGCCCAACUUGCCAAAAUGCAGCAAAGCGAUGCUAAUGAAAGUACACCAGAUACUCCUGAUAUUUUUGCUCAACUUCUGAAGUCUGUACAGCAACAAGAAAGUGCACAAUCUUCCAGCGAACCGCCGGCCGAUGCUGCGAUGAUCGAGGCUCACAACAAAAAGGUGAACAAAUUGAAGGCCUUUACGGUUUUAAUCAAAUGGCUAUUUUUCUUGACCCCCUACAUCAUUUACAUCACCAAUCCCGCCCAUAACGUCGUAGGUUCCUCACUUCUUGAUUCGAUGCUUAAAAGGUCCAAUUUUUUCACUGUAUUUACUUCAUUUGAGGUGGUCGCUAUUUCUGUUUACUAUCAGAUACUUCUUUCUGUGGAGAAGUCCCAUAAAGUUAACACGUUGCAGAGCAAUAGCAAAAUACUACAAUUGGUCAGUAUGGUUCCUGAAGGACUUAUCCCCAUCAGAGAUUUACGAGGAAAAGCUUCUCUCGCAUUACAGUACUGGGAUGUUCUCUCAAUGUAUUUGACCGACCUAUGCUUUGCGUUGGUUCUUAUGGGCGUUUUACAUCGAUUUUACUAUGCCUUUUAG
Lachancea fermentati is the source of this 891-nucleotide messenger RNA. Lineage: Eukaryota; Fungi; Ascomycota; Saccharomycetes; Saccharomycetales; Saccharomycetaceae. The record is from the annotation of a GenBank genome assembly.